Molecule: messenger RNA, 1614 nt
Organism: Striga asiatica
Lineage: Eukaryota; Viridiplantae; Streptophyta; Magnoliopsida; Lamiales; Orobanchaceae
Source: the annotation of a GenBank genome assembly
AUGCGAUUCAAGAAUCACUUCCUACAAACGAGAGUCACUUUUCUCAGUCACUUAUCGCCGCCGUCAAACCUCCGCAAAGCAAUCUACUUUUCUUCUUGCCAAACCAGUUCCUCCGAUUGGGCCCGCCACAACCAACUGUUUCAAAGGCACCCCAAAUUCCGGCUCCUCGAAGAACAAUGCCAGAAAAAACCUCACCUUCUCCAACACCUCGUUUCCUACGUUUUCGUUUCGGGCCUCCACCGCAACGCGUUCGUAAUAAGCCGCCUGCUCUACGUGAGCUUGAUUGACCCGGGUGCAAAUCCGGAGCUCGGGGUUCGGAUUUUCCACAGUACCGAAAACCCCAAUAUUUUCUCCUGGAACACAGCGAUCAGAUUCUUCGCGGGCUCGGAUCCCCCAACCUCACUGCGUUAUUACGUGGAAAUGCUUAGAAGGGAUUCUUUUCCCGAUAGAUACACGUUUACGUUCUUGCUGCAGGCCUGUGGAGCUGUUUUUGAUCUGGGCUUGGUUCAACAAGUUCAUUCUCACGUUCUCAAACUGGUUCCUGCUCAAUGUUCGUUUGUGGCAAAUUCUCUGCUCGGUGCGCACUUGGCAUGUGGCUCGGAAUUGGACGCACGGUUAGUGUUCGAUGAAAUGCCUGAAAGAGAUGUCGUUACAUGGACUUGCAUGAUCUCGGGCCUCGUCUCCCUAUCCAAUUUUGUGGGAGCUUUUCUCACCUUUCGAGACUUAAUCCUCGAUAACAGCCAAACGCGGCCCAACCCCAUCACCAUCAUAUCCACAAUGUCGGCUUGCGCUGGAUUGGGAUGCACAAACCUCACCAAAUGCAUGCACUCUUAUCUAGAAAAAUCCGGAUGGCUCGAGCUCAAUCCCUCGAUCGUUAACUCACUAAUGGACGCCUAUGCGAAAUGCGGUGACGUGUGCUAUUUUCGGAAAGUUUUCGACAGCAUACGGAUUUCCGAGCGAGACUUGUAUUCAUGGACGUCAAUCAUCUCCGGAUACGCCAUGCUCGGACUUGGGCCCGAAGCCCUCGACAUGUUCUUGCAAAUGGAGAAAGAACGUAAAUUCAUUCCCGAUUCCGUUACUUUUGUUGCGGUUUUGUCGGGUUGCGCCCAUUCUGGUCUGGUCAAGGAAGGUUUACUCGUUUUCGAGUCGAUGGUUACGAAAUAUAAGAUUAAGCCCGAUUUAAAACACUAUGGAUGUGUGGUUGACCUCUUGGCCCGAGUUGGUUUGUUAAAACGGGCUUAUGGUAUUGUGGAAAGCAUGCCGAUGGAGCCUAAUUUAGUGGUUUUGGGAUCUUUAUUGAACGGUUGUAGGCUCCACAAUAACUUGGAGAUGGGGAGAGAUGUAUCGAGAAAAAUCGAGACGUUGAGUGAGAGAGGUGGGGCCCGCGUGCUUUUAUCCAAUAUGUAUGCGAACGAGAGGCAAUGGGGUGAAGUUAUGAGUAUCAGGAAAGAAGCGAGAGAGAUGAUGACGAAGAAGAAGGGGAAACCACCUGGUAGAAGCUGGAUAGAAAUAAAAGACGAAGUUCACGAGUUUGUGGCGAGAAAUAGAAGUGAUUCGGAAGCUAUGGAGCUGCACGUGGUUCUUGAAGGUCUGGAAAAGCUUUCGAGAUUGUAG